Messenger RNA from Aricia agestis (brown argus), 1761 nucleotides. It is a transcript of the gene spn-A, whose product is annotated as DNA repair protein RAD51 homolog 1. The record is from RefSeq and is a predicted model, not a curated record. Gene Ontology annotation, cellular component: condensed nuclear chromosome. The transcript has 6 exons. Gene Ontology annotation, biological process: mitotic recombination; chromosome organization involved in meiotic cell cycle; reciprocal meiotic recombination. NCBI's taxonomy places the organism in Eukaryota, Metazoa, Arthropoda, Insecta, Lepidoptera, Lycaenidae. The coding region runs from base 136 to 1152 and encodes 338 amino acids. Gene Ontology annotation, molecular function: ATP hydrolysis activity; ATP binding; DNA strand exchange activity.
UGGGAAAAUUGGUUUUGUUGCAAAUAGCUAUUAUUUUCGCCUAAAAGUCCUAAAACAAGAGUUUAUAGUUCACCCAAACAAUGUUUUAAAUAUUUCAAAAGGUUUCGAAGUGUGAGAAAAACUGUAGCAAUCAACAUGACUGCCACAGCAUCAGCGACAACGGCGACGAUUGAUGAAGAUUUGGAUGAGUGUGGACCACAGCUGAUUAGUAAACUUGAAGGAAAUGGAAUUACGUCCGGAGAUAUAAAAAAAUUAGAAGAGGCUGGUUAUCAUACCGUGGAAUCGGUUGCUUAUGCACCAAAGAAAUGGCUUAUAACUAUCAAAGGCAUAUCGGAAGCCAAAGCAGAUAAAAUAUUAGCUGAAGCAUCAAAGUUGGUUCCUAUGGGAUUCACCACAGCAACAGAGUUCCAUCAGAAAAGGGCUGAAAUAAUACAGCUAACAACAGGGUCAAAAGAAUUGGACAGGCUCCUUGGUGGAGGAAUAGAGACAGGAUCAAUUACAGAAAUUUUUGGGGAGUUUAGAACUGGGAAAACUCAACUUUGUCAUACACUGGCUGUUACUUGUCAGCUGCCAAUAGAACAAUCUGGUGGUGAGGGAAAAUGUAUGUACAUAGACACAGAAGGAACCUUCCGUCCGGAGCGGCUGCUGGCCGUUGCUCAGAGAUAUGGCAUGGAGGGUGCAGCUGUUCUAGACAAUGUCGCAUACGCUAGGGCUUAUAACACAGACCAUCAAACACAGUUGUUAGUUCAAGCUUGUGCAAUGAUGGCAGAGUCAAGAUAUUCUUUACUAAUAGUGGACAGUGCUACAGCUCUAUACAGAACUGACUACUCUGGCAGAGGAGAACUCAAUUCACGACAGUUGCAUCUCGGGAGAUUUAUGAGGAUGUUACUUAGACUUGCCGAUGAGUUUGGCGUAGCGGUAAUAAUUACAAACCAAGUAGUGGCACAAGUGGAUUCGGUGGGUGUGUUCAACGCUGACACCAAGAAGCCCAUCGGCGGACAUAUCAUGGCGCACGCGUCUACCACUAGACUGUAUUUGAGGAAGGGGAGAGGUGAUAACAGAGUUUGUAAGAUAUACGAUAGUCCCUGCUUGCCCGAGACGGAGGCCAUGUUCGCUAUCAGCACUGAAGGUAUCACUGACGCUAAAGAGUAGUUUGGAUAUUGAUAAAUGGGGAAUAUGCAUAUUUUAUUGGCUUAUCAAUGAACUAUAAAAAGUGUUUGCUAGGCCAUAUAUUUAUAAUAAUCUAUGAUCGAUUGUUGAACCGUUAAUGAGGGUUGUAUGGCGCUAUGUAGCCAGAGGGUCUAUCGUGUCAAGCAGCUGUCAUAUGUCACGAAAUAGCUUCAUAUAGCUGUAAUAUGUCUGUCUGACUCGACAUUUGACAAGAAAGAUCCUACCGUCGUCGCCUUCCUCUGGUGGCAAAUGAUAUAUUGACAACCCUUAUUAGAGAGUGCUUGUUAGAGAAUGCUUGUAAGAGAAUGCUUUUAACAGCAACUUUUGUUUUGAACAUUACUGUUUUUAAUACUUUGUUCUUUAACAUAUUUUGAUUUAGCUAGGUACUGAUUUCAAUUUUUAGCCUAUUUCAUUUGAUAAGUACUUAUUCAAAAUUGCUGAUUUUAAAACAAUGCAUGUUCCCAAUUACUAUUUAGUUUUAUGUUUACAUACAUGUUUGAGCGAUUUUAAAAUUCAUGGCUAGAUCCAGAUCAUUCAUCAUUUUCAUGUAAGUAUGUUAAACACAAUAUCUUUAGUGACCUCAGGUAUGUA